Messenger RNA from Rhizoctonia solani, 1104 nucleotides. RefSeq names its product actin regulatory protein. The record is from RefSeq and is a predicted model, not a curated record. Gene Ontology annotation, molecular function: actin filament binding. The coding region runs from base 1 to 1104 and encodes 367 amino acids. Lineage: Eukaryota; Fungi; Basidiomycota; Agaricomycetes; Cantharellales; Ceratobasidiaceae. The transcript has 5 exons.
AUGGAUGAUUCGGAUACGGACCUCAAAAAUGAUAUUGGUGAGACUAACAUUGCGCUUUGGGGAAGUGAUUUACACCAACGUGUACGUGAGCGUGCCGGAGACGUUGAAAGCGCAUGGGAUGAUAUAGGGCAAGAUGAAGGUCUUUGGAUUUGGCGGAUUGAAGAUUUCAAAGUUGUUCCGUGGCCUGAUGACCGUAAAGGUCAAUUUUAUGACGGAGACUCAUAUAUCAUCCUCCAUGUGAGUUACGUACAAGAAAACCCCUGGUACUCAAGCUUUGCCCAUGAUCUGCACUUUUGGCUGGGCUCUCAAACAAGCUUGGACGAAGCGGGGACUGCGGCAUACAAGACUGUUGAGCUCGAUGACCAUCUUGGCGGGCUCCCUACUCAGUACCGGGAAUGCCAGUACUACGAAUCCCAACGCUUCCGCUCAUAUUUCCCUCAAGGCAUCCGUAUUCUCACUGGAGGGGUACGCACUGGGUUUAGCCAUCCGGAACCUGACACUCCACGCCCUCCCAAGUUGUUCCAGAUCACGGCAAACUCAGUAACCGAGGUUCCCCUUCCUGUCAAGUAUCUAGAAGAAGGGGACGUUUAUGUGUUCGAACCUGGAGGAGAGGCCAACACUCCACCUGCUAUCAUGCAGUACAACGCAAAGGGUUCCACAGGAAAAGAGAGGUUCAAGGCAGCAGAGGUAUCCAAGGAAUUGGCCGGGGAACUAGGAGAAGUUCAGGUAUACGAUGGGGAUGCAUCAGUCCCCUUUUUUCGUGCGCUAGACAUCCCUUAUCCCCCAGAAGCCCCAAGUCGGGGACAAGCGGGCGUAAGCGAACCCAUACUACUUCGUAUUCUACCUUCAGCCACACCGCCGUACACGCCACUCCCGACCGUGACCCGGGAAGCGCUUGACCCGUCAGAUAUAUUCAUACUUGCUGGACCGAAGGCUAUAUACGUAUGGAUGGGGUCCCAAGCCUCCCGCGAAGAAAAGCGGACGAUUAUGGCAGCUGCGCAGGGAUUCAUCAAAGAGAAGGGUUUGCGUCCGGAGACAAGCAUCGUUCGUGUCGUGGAAGGCAACGAGACCAAGGCUUUCUGGGACACAUUCCCUGAGAACUAG